Messenger RNA from Mercenaria mercenaria, 2800 nucleotides. Its product is annotated as tryptophan--tRNA ligase, cytoplasmic-like. Gene Ontology annotation, biological process: tryptophanyl-tRNA aminoacylation. Lineage: Eukaryota; Metazoa; Mollusca; Bivalvia; Venerida; Veneridae. The record is from RefSeq and is a predicted model, not a curated record. Gene Ontology annotation, molecular function: ATP binding; tryptophan-tRNA ligase activity. Bases 358 to 1572 code for a protein of 404 amino acids. Gene Ontology annotation, cellular component: cytoplasm. The transcript is spliced from 8 exons.
UAAAAUAAUUAUAUUUUGAUGGUUAAAGAAAUGUACGGCACGGAACUACAUGUAUUUGUUUGUACUUACGGCACUAUUUUUGCUCGGUCUGCAGUAAGGAAAUUUCUACUUGUUAACUUUUGAUCGAUUGCGAGGGAUAAUCGAUCCAAAAACAGGAACACGCACUUCAAAUCCACUUGACGUUUGAAUAUUGAAAAAUUUAUUUUUAAAUCAAAGUAAUGAUUUAUUUUAAGAAGACUGAUUUUAUCUAAAUUGCUUUCUGUUUCGUAUCUAAGUUUUACCCGAAACCAAAAGUACGACGAUUGAGUUUCAAGUAGUUUAACGUCGACAACUUACAUUCACUUAAGUUAUAAUAAAAUGGCUGAACGAGUGGAAAGUGGAAUAGCAGAGUUAGAAGUUCAAGAGGAUGUUGUUGAUCCGUGGAACGUUGUCAGCAAGUCUGCAACCGGGAUAGACUAUGACAAACUCAUAACGAAAUUUGGCAGUACAAAAAUUGACGAUGAGCUCAUAAAACGAAUGGAGAAAGCCACUGGGAAACCCGUGCAUCAUUUGUUGCGGAGAGGUGUCUUCUUCUCAAUGCGAGACAUGCAUGAAAUUCUUACCCUGUAUGAACAAAAGCAACCAUUUUUCCUCUACACUGGUCGUGGACCAUCUUCAGAAGCAAUGCAUCUUGGACAUCUUAUUCCAUUCAUCUUCACGAAAUGGCUACAGGAUACUUUUGACGUGCCUUUGGUGAUACAGAUGACUGAUGAUGAAAAAUUUCUAUGGAAAGAUAUGACAAUAGAGGAAGCCAACAGGCUAGCCCAUGAGAACACAAAGGACAUUAUUGCUCUUGGCUUUGAUGUUGAGAAAACAUUCAUAUUCAGCGAUGUUGAAUAUAUCGGGUCUUGUCCAGAAUUUUACAUGAACAUGUGCAGAAUUCAGAAGCUGGUUACAUUCAGCCAGGCAAAGGCGAUAUUUGGUUUUGCUCCUUGUGACAGUAUUGGAAAGAUUGCAUUUCCAGCUAUACAAGCAGCUCCAAGUUUCAGCUCUUCAUUCCCAAUGAUCUUCAACGGCAAAGUAGAUGUUCCGUGCCUUAUUCCAUGCGCCAUAGACCAAGACCCCUACUUUAGAAUGACAAGAGACGUAGCUCCUAGAAUGGGAUGUUUGAAACCUGCCCUGAUUCACUCAACUUUCUUUCCUGCACUGCAAGGAGCUCAAAGUAAAAUGAGUGCCAGUGACCCAACCUCUUCAAUUUUUCUAACAGACACGGACGAAGAAAUCGAGAAUAAGAUUAAGCGAUAUGCAUACUCUGGAGGUGGCGCUACAAUAGAAGAACACAAGCAAAAGGGAGGCAACUGUGACACAGAUGUUUCCUAUCAAUAUCUCACCUUUUUCUUAGAAGAUGAUGAAAAAUUAACAACAAUUGAACAGGAAUAUUCAAACGGUACACUGACGACAGGAAAACUGAAGGAAGAAUUGAUCACAGUAUUACAGCGGCUUGUAGGUGAGCACAGAAGAAAUCGAAAACUUGUCACUGAUGAAAUGGUGAAAAAGUUCAUGACACCGAGAAAGCUCAACUUUCAGUAUUGACGGCAUAAAUAAACCAAUUCAUCAUUACCACAAAGACUUCAUAUAAAAAUAUCAAAUGAUAUAAAAAGCCGUUACAUAUGAAUAUUGUUAUGUUACUUUUCACUGACUGAGACAUUGCAUAACAAUUUUCAAAUUGUCAUUGCUGGAUGUAUGUAGAUCAUUCAAGUAUAUGUAUGCAAGUAUAUAUAUUUAAACGUUCAUGAUUUAACUAAAUGUUUUAAGUGAAAAAGCUUGGCUUUGUACACAAAGCUAUUAACCAAUUAUAUCUAAAUUGUAAAUUGAUAUUUAAUGAUAUAAUUAACAAAAUUCAAUGUCGAACAAAAUAAAUAUUAACCGGUAAGUAUAUUUGAUAAAUAUGCAUGUGUAUAAUUCGUGGAUAUAGUAUAAAGUUGUUUUUAUAUAUUUAAACGUGUAAGGGUUUUUCCACAUGAUUUAACAGACCAAAAGUUUUACAGUGUAAAAUUUGAUUGUACGCUGUUUUAUUACUGGAUGGCAUACACAUAAAAUUCAGCAAAUAAAUAAAUAGGCUCGUUCGCUUGCUAUUUCGUCUAGCUAAAUUGCGUUGAAAGAAGCAGAAUUUCAAGACUUUCAAGGCUUAUAUAGAUGUGUCAAAGAUAUUCGAGUAAAAGCCACAAUUUUACAGUGUAGAACUAAAUGAAUAUGUUCACAAAUGUAAAAAAUCGUGUUUUUCUAUCACAGAAAAAUUGUGUGUGUGCGUGUGCGAAUGUGUGUGUCAACAUUUAUAUAGAUAAUCGAUUGCGGAAGUAAUAGUGAUUGUUAUUUAUACAAAAACGUCCUGAAUACUACACCCUGUCGAGUGAAAUAUACUAUUCCAUUUAUACAGACGCAUUGAACCUAUUCAAAAACAAAAUGAUAAAGAUAAAACUUCCUGGGGUGUUUUGUAUCAUUAAACCAGACAUUAAGUAUUCUAUUUUGUACUUGAAAUUGUAAUAACUUGAAUAUGCUGGCAUUAAAAACUCGUGCUUGACUUAAAGGUCGUUUAAUUUCAUUUUAACCUGUCUGGGUCAUAUGAUAUCAGUAGAAAAGUUAUGGAAACAAGGAUCAAGCCUUUUUUCAAACAAGGAAAGGGAAAUGUGUUCAAAAUUCGUUUUCGAAACAAAACCCGAUACAACACAUUCCUCUGUUCUGCAUUUGUUGCAUUUAAAUAAGUUCUUUGGACUUAAUACUGCUUGAUAUAAAUCAUAAUAAAUUAUUGGUGUGCCAAUUA